Molecule: messenger RNA, 465 nt
Organism: Sungouiella intermedia
Lineage: Eukaryota; Fungi; Ascomycota; Pichiomycetes; Serinales; Metschnikowiaceae
Source: the annotation of a GenBank genome assembly
AUGGUUAAAGCUGUUGCCGUCCUUAGAGGAGAAAAAUCCGUCAGUGGUAUCGUCCACUUUGAGCAGGCCUCCGAGUCUGACCCAACCACCAUCUCUUGGGAGAUCACUGGUAACGACGCCAAUGCUUUGAGAGGUUUCCACAUCCACACUUUUGGUGACAACACCAACGGUUGCACCUCUGCUGGUCCUCACUUCAACCCAUUUAGCAAGGAGCACGGUGCCCCAGAAGAUGACAACAGACACGUUGGUGACUUGGGUAACAUUACCACCGACUCCGAGGGUGUCGCCAAGGGUUCCAAGCAGGACACUUUGGUGAAGUUGCUUGGUGCCGACUCCAUCAUUGGUAGAUCCGUCGUUGUUCACGACGGUACUGAUGACUUGGGUAAGGGUGGCCACCCAGACUCUUUGAAGACUGGUAACGCCGGUGGCAGACCAGCUUGUGGAGUCAUUGGUUUGACCGAUUAA